GGGGAAAAAAGCGAAGCAAUCUUCGUUCCACGCUCCCAAUUCAACGCCUCAUUCACGCUGGCUCACUCUUACAGCCAUCUCUGCGCACGAGUCUCAUCUUCAGCCUGAUUCCAUUUAUCCCCCUCUCAAGCUGGUCUCUCAUUGAGGAAUUCCGCUCGUUGCAGAGAGAGAGGCCAGCCGGCUGUCAUUUUCUUAGCCCACACCACUACCAUCCCCGUCCAACCCACACACCUUGGUCCUGUUCUCCGAACAGCCAACAACCUACAGACAUCUUCAAGUCAAAGCACGUUCUUGACCCCGAGCAAUCGCGCCUGCUCACGUCUUUUCUGAGAUUGACCGAGAAUUCCUCGGCCGCUUCACAUCUCAGUUUUCCAACCCGUACCGCGCCCCCUACCUUACUCUACCCAUCUCACAGACGCCCCCAUCUCAUUACACCAUACCCGCUCUCACUUUUGCCUCCACAUACCCCCAUUUCCCCCGUCUUCACGUCUCUUUCAUGAACGGCCAUCGACAUCAUGUCAGACGUUGAGACACCGGAGCAGUCUUUUUCGACUCCGACGCCUCAGCUCACUCCCAAGGCCAAGGGCCGCGGUAGAGGCCGGGGCAGAAAAGCUGUCGCGCCUAAGAAGGAGCCUCCCAAACCCGCAGCCACAGCCGGCACUGGUCGACGCGGCCGCUUCAAGCAGUUCUCAGACGACAAAGUCCAGGCAAAUUAUGAACGGCAACGCGAGCUCAAGGCACAAUACGCGGCUCUCGCUAAUGCCGUGAAGCCAGCGCUACAAGAUCUGGCUUCGCGCUCCAUCGACACACUCACAAAUGACAAGGACUACCACAAAACGGUGCCGGAAUUCAAAGUCAUCGAGGACAAUCUCGGCGCUCGCUUCGAAAGGUCCCUCCUUUACUUGGAAAACAAGCUGGCGACUGCCGCCAGAACCGUCUUCAAGUCCAAACAUGCCAAGCUCGGCGCCGUUCGCGAUAUUUUCAAGAACGGAGUUGAAGAUGCGGAAGACAGAUUUUUGGAUGCGCAGCUUCAUCGCCUCAACCUUCUGGAAUACCUUCAUGACCAUGGUCUUCCUGUUGACCUCGUCGAUGCAGGCUGGAAUUAUAAACAAAUUUCGGACAAGGAAGCCCAAGAAUUCGGCCUCUAUGAAGUCUACGUUGACGGAGCACUCGUUCCCUAUCCUCAACUCGUCGAAGGCACCGAAGCCCAUGCCCUGAGACAGGCUGCUUGGGCGGAGCCACAGGCCGCGAAGGAGACUUUGGCGCCGCCUUCCGCGGCAGCGACUGGAGGACGGACUAGCAAGCGGAAAGCCAACCAACAACCAGAUGGCCAGCCGGCCUCCAAGAGGUCUGCUGCCGAUGUCGCGCCCGUCCGCCACAUUGCUGGUAUCAUGUCGGCUCAGCAUGCUCCCAUCGAAGACGAAUCGAAUGAGAGCACGCCGGUACCUGAGGGUCCGUUGACCGCUGACCAGAGAGAGCCCGCCUUGCCGGCAAAGGCUUCAGAGCCAGAUGAAUACGGUUGCAGACAAGUCAACCGGCCGACAGCCAAGAAUGGAGCGAGUAUCGCGAAUCGCCUUAUUGUUCCUCCAUCAUUCCAGUUCGAUGACGACGAGAUUGGAUUCCGUGAUUCCACCAACUCCCCUAGGCAUGGAGCCACGCUCGCUAAGCGUGGAAAGUAUCUCGGCAAGCCAAACUCGAACACCUGGCACUUUGAUCCUCUGCUCGCUCGUUGGGAUGCUAGAGACCUUGACGAAGAAGACUACGACUUGGAGCUUGUCCAGAAGUACGGCACUCACCCCCGAUUGGGCUGCUUCCUGCCCACGAGCAAAAAUGACUCCGAGCCGCCAAAACCAGAGGCAGAGCCGAUGCAUCCCACAGUUUUCCUGACUCCCUCAGGCAGGACCAUCCAUGCAUCUCGUGUCGUCCCCAUUGCAAAGGUCGAGAUUGCUCUAGCUGACAAGCCAUACUCGGAAAGAAUGGGCGCGAUUCUCUCUACCAUCUGUGAAAUGGAAGACAUCUCCCCCGAGGACAUUGAGGGACCUGAGCUUAAGGCUCUCAAGGAAAUCGCAGAAGAAUAUGUCGAGCAAAGACUCAUCGCCGAAUCUGUCAAGGAGUCCGAGCCCGCGAGUCUGGAGGAUACGCCUGCCACUUCGCCCCUCCCUAUGAACGACUCUGCCCUUAACAUUGCUGGGUUGGAGGAGCUCGUUGUGGCUGCGGAAGCCGUCGAGGCGGAGGCCAAGGUGGUGGAAUCUGUCGAAGAGAAGCCGGUGAUCCUGCCCGCUCCGACUCCAGUCAGACCUGCUACCCGUGCUUAUGACGCUAUUCGCGACAUAUUUGGAGGGUCCGAAUCAGCUGCCGCUGAGCCUCCAGCUCCCGUCCUAGUGCCGGAGCCCAUUGACACUACUGCGCUCGCAAUCCUCGCAGAUGCGUCUACUUCCACCUACCCUCCCCAGCCCGUCGACCUUGUCAUGGCCGAUGCUCCCAUCAGCCAACCCAUUCCAGUUGAUGGUCCUCCACCUCCCCAUUCCCAUCAUCAUCACAUCGACUCUGGAUAUGUGGUUCAGCCCAUUCCCGCUGAGUUCCGCAUCCAGGCUGCACCUUCAAAUGAUAGUGUCGGCUGGAUUGAACCUCGAAUCGCUUCACCGGGCGUCGACGGUCGAAUCCACCAAUCUAUCGAAACCCCGUCGAUGAGAGAUCCGUACUCGAACCAAUUACCCCCUGCUCGACCAGUCGAGAUGUCUCAAAUGAGGUCCUCGAUUGACGCCACCAAUGAUACCCGCCGGCACUCCAUGUACCACGAGCACAGCGCUCCUUCGGCCUACAACGAGCAGCACUUGCCUCAUCCGCAUAACCAGCAACACCUGCCGCAAGCAGACCCCAUGAUCGACCCGCGUCUUUACUCUGCACCGAUGGACGCUUCGACCGCACAUCAUGAAUAUCAACAACAGGCUUACGGUCAGAGCCAGCAGGAGCAGGGUGUUCAGAUCGAGCAACAUCAGAUUCAGCAACAGCAACAGCAACAGCAGCAGCAACAACAACAGCCGCCGCCGCCACCUUAUAUGAGCACCAAUAGCGGCUCGUUCUACCCCCCUGGUCCACCCAGGCCAUACCACAAUGGAUACACACAGGAGCAGCCAGGUUUGCCGCCCAUGAUGAACCAGUACCCACCCUACACAGGCACGCAACCUCCACCACCACCUUUGCAGCAGCAGCAACAGCAGCAACCGCCGCCUUACGGACACCCAGGCAUGUCUCCCACUUACUCAUCCAUUGCCCCAGCACAAAGCCCUCCGAAUCUUCAGUUCGUUCCGCAGCAACCCGGCGAACCGUCUAGAAGCCGGGCUGGAAGUGGCUCAUCAACUCCAAGUGCACAGGGAAACAGCAAAUACCCCAAGCUGGCCCCCGCCCCUCUGCCUGCUCACAGAGUAGGGUGGCCUCAAGGCCCUGAACUGCGAACCGUUCAGUAUGACUACAAGGAAAACAUCAAAGACUAUGCGCCUACGGAACCCCCUCCGCGUCGCGGCCCUGUCCAAAUUCGGGGAUGGAACAUAAACAAUAAUAGGAUCCAGCGCCAGAAGACAGAUGAGAACGGCGACGAGCGACGCGGGUCCCGCUAG
Colletotrichum scovillei is the source of this 3617-nucleotide messenger RNA. RefSeq lists its product as uncharacterized. Gene Ontology annotation, molecular function: RNA binding. The record is from RefSeq and is a predicted model, not a curated record. Gene Ontology annotation, cellular component: RNA N6-methyladenosine methyltransferase complex. The coding region runs from base 516 to 3617 and encodes 1033 amino acids. Lineage: Eukaryota; Fungi; Ascomycota; Sordariomycetes; Glomerellales; Glomerellaceae. The transcript is spliced from 4 exons.